AUGUAUCAAUACAGAAAAUAUUCCCGAAGACCCAUUUGUAUUAUUUUCGCUUUUUCAAUAUUACUCUUGCUGGUUUUUGUACAGAAUGUGGAUACCACUUCAAACAUAACGGAAACAGCAAGAGUUUUGUCACUUCUUAUUUCUUCAUCAAGAGGACAAAUUCAAAACGCUCCUUUAACAUUGUUGGCAUUUAAAGAGACGGAAAUCAUGCUAGUUCUGACACAACAUGAAAAGUACUUGUCCAUCUCACCUAAAACUUUGUUUUAUUCAGGCGGAAUUAUUGGAAAUAAUAUUGCUCAAAUCAAUGCCAGCUCCGUUGAUUUUUCCGUGUUUGCUUCAAUUGUUCAAAACACAACUCUUCCUUUGUCGACGUUAUACUUGAAAGUAACCUCUUUUUGUUUUCAAUUGCUCAAAGAAGUUUACAUGUCUGAUAAUUCUUUUCUAAAAGGAUACAAAAUGUGCUUUUUUAAAUCCUCCCUUAAUGGUGUUGGCGUGAAUAAUUAUUUUUCGAAAACAAGUGAAGGAUUUAGAUGCAUUUCUGUUGACGACUCAGGUGAAGCCGUCACUUCAGAUGUCUCUAACGGAUUUAUUGAAGAUUUUGCUGCCUCUCUGUCAGUGAUUACUAUCAUCGCAAUUGCAUUUCUUUGGAUGCAAAGUAGAUUUAAGUAUAGAAUUCUCGAUUCAAAACGACAUCCAUUCUCAUACUUCUAUUUUGGUAACGAUACUGAUUGGGAUAACGCUUCUACAUCUGAUCUUUCUGUAGCUUUAAGACCAAUGUUUCCAUUAUUCAAACAUUUAUCCAACCAAAUUGAUAAACUAUACAAAUUCUUUUCCAAAAUCUUGAAAAAUAAGGUUGAUCAAGAUCAUGUGAGAAAAUACAAAAAGCUCACAUCAACCAGAUUAUUACGUUAUCAAAUAUUUAUGGAUGCUUUUAUUUUACUUUGCAUUGGGGCAUUUUCUUCUGUACAAGUUUUUGUACCAAACAUUAUUUGGUUUUCCAAUUUCUUGACAAACAAUUCACAUUUUUCUAAUUAUUUUUCUCAAGAAAAUUUUGAUGUGAUUAACCUUAUAAUAUGGGGAAUUUCGUUUUUAUUUACAUUUAUUGCAGUAUUUACUCUUUUCAUUACAACAUCAAGCAAACACAAAUUACUAUUUUGGAACUUGAGUUACUUACCUGAUGCCACAAUUUUAACAAUUAGUGACAUUAUUUUUAAAGCAGUCACACUCAUUCUGAUGGAUAUUAUUAUUGCAAUUUUACCAUUUUGGACAUUUGUGACCAAGGCAGGAGUGAUGAUUAUGGUGUCACUAGUGAUCAUUCUUUGGGGCUCUCAAAAUAUCAUUGUUCCAAUCAACAAAUGGACCAAACAUUUUCAACAUGGAAAUUAUAGUCACCUCGUGUCCUCAAUUGCUCUCUCAUAUAGUAAGGAAUUACUCUUGACCCUUCCUUUUUGUGUACAAGUUUUCAUGAUGGCAGAGACUGUAUUUCGAAUCAUUUGGUCAUUAAUUUUAUCUUUUGUUGUGAACAAUAACAAACUCUCACUCAUCGGCAUACUGGGCAUUAUGAUCUCUUCAGUGAAGAGUAUGAUCAACGAUUUGCUUCAACCUACUAAGUUGGCUCGUAAGAAAGUAAUUGAGCGACUUGAUUCAUUUGUUUUUCCGCAUUUAACAACGUCUAAACGCUAUUCGUCUCAAUCCAACCAAAUCUCAACAUACAGCAACAUUAUUAGUGCAUAUACUAACCUAAUUGAAAAUUCACCAUUUGAUUAUUCUUAUGUUGACACGUUAUGUUUGCAUGAAAACUUAGAAGAAAUCAAAGAUAUUGCUUUUCGUAAAAAGAAAAAACAAUACACCAGCAGUGACAAUGUUGCACUCGAAAAAUUACAAAACACUGUAACUUUAAAAGUUGAACAUGAAGAAGUCAAGAACGAAGAGCAACUCAAAACCAAAUUCGUUGAGGAAAAUGAUCGCCCAAGAUAUUUUUACAUUCUCUUCAAGAAAGAAAUAUCCAUGCUUGUGAGAGCGAUUUUCCUAUCAAGUCAAGAAAAAGAUGAAUCUAAAUUAAGAGUUAUUUUGAAACGAGGUGACAAUCUCUAUACACCCUUACUAAAUACUGACAUGAAAUUGAUCAAUAAUUUACUUACUGGUCGAAUUCAAAUCAUGUCAGGAAAUUUGAGCAACUACAUGUUGGUCAUUCUGGUCUCCAUCAUCAUCUUUCUAUCAUUUUCAUUCAGUAAUUCUGGAGAUUAUGAUUUAAUAAGCAACUUUGUAAUCAUUGGAAGCAUUUUCAUUCCUCAACUUUUUGGAAGACUAGACAGUGGACAAAUUGAAGAAUUGUUUGAUCGAAGAAUUGAGCAAGUCAUGCUUGUAGCAAAGAGAACACUUGCGAAAAAGUUAGGUUGUCCCGAAAAGGAUUUGAAUCUUUGUGUAUUCAAUUAUCAACACGACUCUGACAUUAGUAAUUUCUUAGAACAUAAUACUCCAAUUUUUUCUGAAUCCAUUGGAAAGAAAAUAAUGGAACAAUGGGACUAUGCGUCCAAUCAAUCAACAUUAACAGUGGAUCAUAACAAAUUCAAGCAGCUAAUUUUAGUUUCAUGGGAUGAGUGUCUAAGAAUUAUCAAUAGCUCCACAAAAUCAAUGAAUCUAGGAGGAAGCAAUGAUUAUCUUAAAACUCACACACAAUUCAUCAAUAAUUUUUCUCAAGUUGUAUAUUAUCUCAGUAAUUUUGAAGCUGAUUCUGUUGUGAGCGUGUAUGAGUUCAUUCACAUGAUGGAAUUAAUGAAGAGAGUGGUCUCUUCGGUGAGAGAAGACUAUACGAGUGAUAUGGACCUUACUUUUGCUUUCUUCUUCUUUUGUUACCUCCGAGGUAAAUCUGUUGAGGUUGGAAAGAAAAACUGUAAUGCUCUUGAUGUUUCAUAUGGAGAGCAAGAAUUUCCCAUCUUCUAUUCGGCCUUCCAAAUGUGGCUCAGUAUCAGUGAACCCAAAAAACAAAAGCUGGAAGAAUCUCGUCACAUUACGGAGCUAGUUUUUGCUCUCUUCCCUGGUGAUCAAUUAUUGUCGCUCGAACAGUUUCUUCAUUCAUAUCGAGCUGUUCGUUCAGUACUCAAUUCCAACAAGCUUCUCUUCAAUGACUCAAUCGAAGAAUUGUGA
Molecule: messenger RNA, 3147 nt
Organism: Naegleria fowleri
Lineage: Eukaryota; Heterolobosea; Eutetramitea; Acrasida; Naegleriidae
Exons: 8
Coding region: 1-3147 (1048 amino acids)
Source: RefSeq, a predicted model, not a curated record